Poecilia latipinna (sailfin molly) is the source of this 4437-nucleotide messenger RNA. RefSeq names its product oligodendrocyte-myelin glycoprotein. The record is from RefSeq and is a predicted model, not a curated record. Lineage: Eukaryota; Metazoa; Chordata; Actinopteri; Cyprinodontiformes; Poeciliidae. The transcript has 3 exons. Gene Ontology annotation, molecular function: protein binding. Bases 1131 to 2300 code for a protein of 389 amino acids. Gene Ontology annotation, biological process: neuron projection regeneration.
GAAAUGAGUCUGCCAGUCUGAAUGCAAUAGGACUUAUACUUCUGAGGGGUCAUUUCUAUAGUUUCAAGCACAUGUUUUCUGUGUAAUUAAACCCUUUAGUCUGAUAUUCAACUCAGAGUUUAUUUCCCUUAUGUUGAUUAAAUUUAAGAGGCUAUAAAGAUUGAGUGAACAUACUGUCUACUAUUACAGAGAUGUCAGAACUGCACUGAACCAGAAUACACAAUACCAUAAUAUCUGCCGUGUAUUUUCUAUUUCAUCACACUUCAUAUAUGUACUGAAUAGUUAUUUUAAACUGCAUCAAAAGAUGCUGUCAGUUUAUCUAAGAGCGACAUAUCGCUAAGCUAUCGUGCCAUCAUGAUCAAUGCAAGCUUAUGAAUAUUUUUUUAUAUUUCAUUGGUUUGUAAAAAUUCCAGAGAAAAUAUUACAACUUUAAUUGUUCAAUUCUAAAUUAUGCACAGCAUAAUGCUGGUGGGCAACCAGAGGCUGAGCCACUCAGUCAGCUGGUUCCAUCAGCAGGAAAGGACAGACUGGAAGAAACAAGGGAACACAGUGGGACAAACCACCUGAGAUGUAACUUCAAACUCUGGAAAGCAAAAAAGACAAACAAGUCCAGCCAGAGUUCUCUGCUCUAGCUACAUUUCUUAAAUCAUUAUGCUUGUCCAAAUAAAGAGCUAAAGAUCAGUUUAGGACCAUAGCAACAGAAAAGGAAGAACUCUUAAUUGACAGAGAAAGAGAAUCACAGAAAUCCAGCUCAACAGGUCUGUGAAAUUACUAAAAAAAAAAAAAGAAAUCACCACAAAGAAAACUGAAAAUGCAGCAUUGAGGAAAAAAAAAAAAGAGUCGCUCCUAUCGAGCACACAGAUUGUGCUUGCCUCAUCAAAGGCCGAGUGGACUGGCUCUUAGCUGCAUUUUUUCUCCCUCUUUCUUUCUUUCUCUCCCUCACCACCACAUAUUGCACUGCAACCUGGAACUCCCUGCAUAACAGUGAGCCGGGCAGAAGCCGGGACUAACACGCAGCAUUUACAGAGACACAUCACUACAUUCACAGCAGCCCAGAAAAAAUGUUUGGCUUUAUCAUAUUAAGGUGCCCAGAGGAAGACGAGUGGAGCUUGAGGAGUUAAUGACCAGAGAUGGGGAGAAAUGGUGCUAACACUGAAAUUACAAGAGGCCUCACCAUGCUGACGUCCUCCCUGUUCCUUGUCCUGCUCUGUGGGCUUUUGGGAGGCUGGGUCUUGUCCGUCUGUCCAUCUAUGUGCUCUUGUAGUGGGGGUCACCGUGACGUGGACUGCUCUUUCAAAAGCCUAACCAAGCUGCCACAUGGCCUGCAGCACAACAUCCGUUUUCUCAACCUCUCAUUUAACAGCUUGAAAGAUCUUGGAGGUCAGCUCAGCCGCUAUGAUCACCUGCGAACCCUGGAUCUCUCCUACAACCACCUGGAAAGCCUGCCGUCUGUCUUGCCACGGUCUCUAUGGGACAUCAAAGCAGCGUGGAACCGUCUACGUUCGCUUGACAAGAAAGAUACGGCUUACCACUGGAACCUUAAGCUGCUGGACCUGUCGCAUAACGCACUGGACAGAAUAGUUUUCAUCAACAACACUCUCCUUAGUGUUACAUCCCUCAACCUCAGUCAUAACAGAUUUUGGACUGUGCCCACAAACAUGCCUCACAACUUGGAAAUUAUUGAUUUGUCAUUUAACUAUUUGGUUCAGAUUCUGCCUGGCUCUUUGGAUCGGCUUCCAAAGCUGGUUAAAUUGUAUCUGCAUGCUAACCACUUCUCAGUACUGCCUGAAGGUAUAUUUGAUAAACUGAGAGCACUGACAACAAUCACGCUUGGAGAUAAUCCCUGGGCUUGUGAAGAAGAAGACAGCAUAACAAGAAUUCUUAGAUGGGCAGAGCAAACUCCUGCGACUGUGUUGGGGUGUCCCUGUUAUACAACACCAGUCUGUGGACAAAGCCAUCUGGCAACAAAGGAAAGACUCCUGGAUUCUGCUCCACUCACAGAGUCAACCAUGAACAAUAGAGGAGAAGAAUAUGACGGCAUGUCCACUGCAAGGACUGUUGUGGUGACUUCUGCUUAUGAGACAAUUCCUUCACAGCAUAAGACUGGGUUGGGGAUGUGGACCUCCUCUACAGGUUUCCACAGUGUCUCCAAACUCACAAGUACAACAGAACACCUGCUAUCUUCCACUGUAAAGCCCAAGAUGGCCAACUCCCGGAGCAAAAGUCAAAAAGUAUUUGCUCAGAUUGAAAUGGUGCUUCUAAAUAUUUUUGUUCCAACAAUAGCGUUCAGCAUGUACUGAACUAAAGUCGCUUGACACACUAAAUUAGACACCACAUUACCUUUAUGCUUACAUGUGGAGUGCCAUAUGAUGCCUACAAAUGUUAGUAGUUAUGUUUGCAAUUGAAUAGUUGGAACACAAAUGCAUGAUCCUGUCAUUCCUUGUGUGGGAAAUAAAACUUCUCUAUUGAGAUCAUUCGUUAUUCGCCCUAUAAGAUUUUCAACAGGAUUAAUACAAAACUGGAAGCAGAACCACAAGGAUUAUAGUAGAGCGAUAUUACAAUGUGACACGAGUUCUUCUUGGAUUCCUCAGUCGAGUUUGGUUGCAGUCAUCGGUAUAGUUUAAUAUUUGAUGAAUAUUUGGUAAAAUUAGGGGCUAAUGAUGAGCCAAAAGACAAAACAAAAACAAAAAAAAACAUUUAUUUUUCUUUCAUAGUGCUGUAUAAAGUUAGAAACUUUAACAAUAUUUUCAAUGAAAAAGGUUUCAGCAGACUUUUGAACUAAAACAUGGGCUCAGGUUUUAUUGCUCAAUACUAUUUUUACAAUACAUGAUAGGAUAAUCCUUUAUUAGUUCCACAAGUGGGAAAUUUGCAUCGUUACAGCCGAAAGUGGACAAUACAAAAUAAGAGCAGAAUAAAUGAAAAGCAGAAAGAAUAAAAAAAAAAAAACAUAUAGUGUAUCUAGAAAUAUACAUAUGAAAAUACAAACGUAUUUACAAAAACCUUAGGUGUACAAGGUUUCCCUAGAAAACUUGCUAACAUCAGUUUUAAGGGCAAAAGGGCCUAGCAUGGUAAAAACCAGCUCUUUGUUCUCUGCUGUUUGCUACGUACAGAUGACUUGGGCUCUCUACUACAGAGAAACGAUUGCUUCCAGGAGGCGUGCACUCUGUUGAAGACUGAAAUGUUACCAAAACGCCAAUGUUGGCCAUGAACUAUGUAACGCGCCAGUUGGAUGCUGUUGAGCUUACUGGAAACUCCCUGCGUUGUAAACAACUAUCCUGCACUGCGGAGAGAGUGCCUGAAUUAUUCUGAAUAAGUACUACUAUUUAACAGUAAUCAGUUUGGUUUCUGUCAAUUUGUCAAGAUGCAAGAGAGCAAAUUAAUAUUUUAUAUUGGUAAUUAAAUUUUACAUAAUUGCUGUUGUAAAAGCCAUAGUUUUUAACCAACUAUGGCUUCUAUACUUUAUGAAAUAUUUCAUCCUAUUUGAUGCUUGUCAUAAAUACUGCCGUGUUCUACAAAUAAACGUGGGAAUUAGUGCAGUUUUUGUCAUUUAUUGAACUGUAAGAAAUUACAGUGGCUGCAAUGUGCCACAGCAAAGAGAAAAUAACACCGAAAACAGGUAAAGAACAACUCAAAACCUUUAUGUUCUGCUUUUCCCCACUCUGUCGGCUUUAUACUACACUCAGACCCAUUGCCAUGGCAACUGACGGACAACAUCUCAAUGAGCCACUAGAGCAGAGAUUACGUUCAAAUGUAUCAGGAGGAAUCAACACCAAAAACCAUAAAAACAUUUCCCACACAAAGUAGUAGGUAAAAACCCCAUAACAGAACAUUCAGCCCGAUGCUUAAUCUGACCUCCAAUCCUUAAAAAAUUCCUUUGAAAAAAUAAAAUCCAAAUGAGCUAAAAUUUUCAGGAUGGUUUCCUUGAAUUAUUCUCCACAUAUUUUACACUUUAUGUAUGAACAUAUGUUCAUAUCCAUCACUUUUUUUGCAAGUUUGUCUUUUAACACAAAUAUCUGUAUCUUUCACAAUCCUUUGACAAUCAUGACUAAAUUGCUCACAAUUGUGUGGAACACUUCAGUCUUAGUCAUUCUGCAAAGUUUGUUAAGAAUCUGUGCUUCUUUGUUUGAAUAACAGGAAAUCAACCUUUGACACCAAGUGCUCUUGAUGUGUAAAGUUGUUCUAUGCAUUUAUACUUCAACAGAACAGGAUUAAAAAAAUUAGCAUAAAUGACAAGCAUUUAUUUUGAUUAUGUGGUAAAAUUUUCACAUUUUUACUGCAAACUAUAACGUUUUAGGGAACUUUUGAAUUUUUGAACAUAUAAAAAAUCCAUAGGCUAAAGGACAAUAACAUUGCCUAAAUAGUGUAGUCAUCCUACCUGGCCACAUGAUGGAGCAAAACUGAAGUAAAUACAGACAUGAGACUUCUUAAAAUGAAAAA